AUGUCUCCAAAUCAGAAUCCUCAAAUAUUCGCAUAUGCCAAAUUUGAUCUUCAUGCUCUGUGCCGCCAAGCUAGCGCGCUACGACAGGGUGUCCCAUGUGCUUAUAAUCCAGAUGAACGUCCUGCCACAGGAAGUUUCAACUGGGCUAUAUUUAUUUCCUUUGAAGAUGGGGUACGAUGGGUUUUUAGAUCCCCACACUCUAGAUCGUUUAUGCCAAUGGAGAUGGGGAUGAAGAUACUGGCAAGCGAAGCUGCCACGCUGCGAUACCUCCGGCCUUAUAGCGAUAUUCCAGUUCCAGAAGUAUAUGACUAUUGUGCUUCAUCCGAUAACGACAUCGGGAUUCCGUACAUUUUCAUGAGCGAGGCAUCUGGCUGGCCUCUUUCGAAAGUUUGGAAACCAGUCGGUUCUUCCGAACCUGACCUGGAGAACAUCAAUAAAGCCAAAGUAUUAUCCCAGUUGGGCGCUAUUAUCUGGAAACUUUCACAGUUGCGGUUCGAUAAAAUUGGCUCACUCUUCGAAGAAGAUGAAUCCUUCGAAAUAAAGGAAUGUCUCUCACGUGGUCACAUUUUGCAUAGCCGAUAUGAUUUGGAGAUCCCACGUGGGCCUUUCACUUCUGAAGCAAAAUUUUCUGAUAGUCUUGUUUCUGCGUUUUCGGAGCAUGCAGAGUGUCUGCAGUUAUCACACCAUUGCUUUGUGGCACCUGUUCCCUCGCCGGAUGACUAUCAAUCCGACAUGCAAUAUAGGAGCGCUAUGGAUCUAUGGAACGACUUCGUGACUAUUGGGUGCAAGAUCGACACAUCGGACAACAGACUGGACUAUAUAAUCGCAGCUAAUGCUCUCCGUGACAUCGUACGGAAACUUGAACUUCCAGCUGUCAAUCCGGAAACUUUUCCAAUAUGCCAUGCCGAUCUGAGUGUCAAUAACAUAUAUGUUGAUGACGAUUACAACAUCACCUGUAUUAUCGACUGGGCAUUCACUUCAUCUGUUCCUGAAUCUAUGCUGCUAGUCACCCCUGGUUUGCCCCAAUACCGCGACGAACUUAGUUUGGAGUUUCAUACACCGUUUAUAGAUGGCUUUAUUGCUGCUAUGCCUACCUCGAUGGAAGAGGAAUUGAUCCACAAAUAUCGCCAAUCACUUGAGCGGGGGCAAGUCUCCUGGAAAUUGAAUCGACUCCUCAGCUUUGAUUCAAUUAGCGAUUACAAUCUCUUUGCUACUGUCUGGAAGUUUGCACAUGGUUCUGAACAGGACCUGGGGCAAUAUUUCUUACAACAACGGUGUCUACCUCACUACAACCGGCUUUAUAAUGAAUACCAACAGGAGGAUCGGCCACUUUGGAAAAUUCAAAGGGAUGAAAAAGAUUAUUUUCGAAACAAGGACAUCAGAAACACGAUAGCUAAGAAGCUGACGCUCGUGUCGGAAUGGAAAGCCCAGUAUACAGCAGCCAAUCACCUACCCAGACUUCGGAAAGAUAUGUUUGUCGCUUCUCCCAAAUUAUGGAAGUGGAUCCAACAAUUUAUGCAGGACUGGGAAGACAUGUCUUGA
This is a messenger RNA of Penicillium samsonianum, 1542 nucleotides long. Its product is annotated as phosphotransferase family protein. The record is from RefSeq and is a predicted model, not a curated record. Bases 1 to 1542 code for a protein of 513 amino acids. NCBI's taxonomy places the organism in Eukaryota, Fungi, Ascomycota, Eurotiomycetes, Eurotiales, Aspergillaceae. The transcript has 2 exons.